Lottia gigantea (owl limpet) is the source of this 1476-nucleotide messenger RNA. RefSeq lists its product as hypothetical. The transcript is spliced from 5 exons. The record is from RefSeq and is a predicted model, not a curated record. The coding region runs from base 1 to 1476 and encodes 491 amino acids. NCBI's taxonomy places the organism in Eukaryota, Metazoa, Mollusca, Gastropoda, Lottiidae. Gene Ontology annotation, molecular function: iron ion binding; heme binding; monooxygenase activity.
AUGAGUAUUAUCUUAGUGUCGGUAGUAAUACUGUUUUUGACUUUCGUCAUUCUAUACUGGCUCAAAAGUAAUGAAACAGAACAGCUACCACUACCACCAGGACCUUCAAGAUGGGAAUGUCUCAAACUAUUCAAAUAUUUGUUACGAAGCGAAGAUGCUAAGAUGCAUGUUGUCAUGGAUGAUUUAUACAAGCAAUACGGAGAGAUAGUGACAUUUAAACUUCCAGGCACGUGUAUGGUUUUCUUAAAUAGUGCCCAAACUAUACGGAAGCUAUUCACAUCUGUGGCCUAUCGUGAUGUGACAGCUGAUCGACCUCCGUCCUUCUUCAAGACGAAUUUAUCACAGAAAGGUAGUGAUAUUAUUUUAAGAGACUAUGAUGCGGUGCAGAUGAAAUUGCGGAAGAUGGUACACACCACCGUAAAGCUUUAUGGAGAGGGAAUCCAGGUAUUUGAGGAGAUGGUUGGGUCUGAAAUUCGGCUGUUAGAAAAAUCUAUGACAGCUGAUGGUGAUGAUACCACAGUUAAAUCUUUUGAUAUUGAUGCAGCAUUAACAACAUCAUUGAUACGGAUUAUAUACAUAUUUUUAAUUAAUGAAACCCCAGAAGAUACAGAAAAGGUCGUUGAAGCGGUAGACAGAUUUGAUAAAGCUUUGAUUAAAAUGUUCCAAAUAGAAGUUAAUCUGAUGUUUACAUUAUUUCCAUGGUUACGCUUUAUACCAGGUCCCAUAAAGACAUCAUAUGAUUAUUUUAUUUCUAGCUUAUAUGCCAUGAGAAGUAUAUUUCUAAAUCCAGAAAUGAUAAAGACCCAAGAACAUGAUAAAGAUAUGACUGAAGAAACAGUUCAAGGUAUACUAGGUAAUAUAAUAACUGCUGGAUUUGUGACAACGAAAGGAACAUUAAGUGGAUUUUUCCUUCUAAUGUUAUACCACCCAGAUGUUCAAAAGCGUAUCCAAGAUGAAAUAGACGAUAAAAUAGGCGAUAUGGAAAUUACAAUACAUGAUAGGCAACACAUGCAUUACACAAAUGCAGCCAUCUUGGAAACUUUACGGUUUAUCCGUCAUGUUCCCUAUGGUGUACCUCAUUGUAACAGGAUGGAUGUAGAUAUUGAUGGUUACAGGAUUCCUGCUAACUCAACGAUUUUUACCAAUUAUUGGUCAAUGGCUUAUUCAGAAAAACACUGGGAAAAUCCCGAACAGUUUAAUCCAGAUAGAUUUCUUGACGAACAUGGGAAAAUAUUACCACUUGAUCAUCCGACUAGACAACAAUUUAUUCCGUUUGGAGUUGGUAGAAGAAGUUGUCUUGGUGAAUCAUUUUCUAAAUCACGCAUCUUUCUUUACGUUACAUCUUUACUCCAAAAGUUUACUUUCACGAAAGGUGACGAUCCAUUGCCUUCUAUGUACUCAGAAACUUGGGGCAAUGAAUCAACACUUCUUCCUGGCUCAUUUAAGUGUACUGUUACAAAGCGACUAUCACCUUAA